Clupea harengus (Atlantic herring) is the source of this 1963-nucleotide messenger RNA. Its product is annotated as sialidase-3-like. The record is from RefSeq and is a predicted model, not a curated record. Gene Ontology annotation, molecular function: exo-alpha-sialidase activity. Gene Ontology annotation, biological process: ganglioside catabolic process; oligosaccharide catabolic process. Gene Ontology annotation, cellular component: intracellular membrane-bounded organelle; cytoplasm; membrane. Lineage: Eukaryota; Metazoa; Chordata; Actinopteri; Clupeiformes; Clupeidae.
AAUAGAAGGUGGGGCUGUCCAACUUCUAUGAUGCAUUAGUUCACAAGACGUGUUCACUAGGAGGAGCCAGUAAAACUUUAAAAAGACUCAGACAGUGGAGGAGACCUCACUUUCCUGCUGAAGGCUAGAGAACAGCACCACUAUCAGCACCGUCAGCAUACUCUUCUGAGAACACACCUUGACAAUGGGAUGCAGUGCCACUAAAUGCUGUGCCACUAAAUGCUGCUGCGGUGAAACAGUUGUUGAUAAAUCCUCCUGCGGUGAAACACUUGUGUUUGCUGAUAAAAACUAUGACUUCAGAAUUCCAGCUCUUCUUUACGUUAAAGAAUGGAACACAUUCCUGGCAUUUGCAGAGAAGCGCACCUCUACCAACGAUGCAGACGCAACGUAUCUGGUGAUGAGGAAAGGCACGUGGCAGCCUGACUGCUCACUGCAGUGGUUUCCUAGAGUGGACUUGAUGAAGGCAACAAUACUUGGCUACCGCACCAUGAACCCCUGUCCAGUCUUUGAAAGGAACUCAAAAACACUGUUUCUGUUCUUCAUCUGCAUCGAGGGUAACACUCUGGAAUGGAACCUCAGGCCAGGCCAGACUCGUUUAUGCUACGUCACCAGCACAGACUGCGGGGAGACCUGGAGCGAUUUAACAGACUUAACGAGUAGUGUCAUGGACAGCAGCUUUACCAAUUACCAAACCUUCGCUGUGGGACCGGGCCACGGGAUCCAGCUGAGCAGCGGCCAACUGCUCGUGCCUGCCUAUGUGAAGAAGGUAAAGUCUGGUGAGAGUGUGAAGACCCAUUCUUUGGUGCUGCGCAGAGAGGACCAGCACACCUGGAAGGCAGGCCAGCCCAUCACCUUGGAGUCCGGGGAGUGCCAGCUGGCUGAGGUGUCUGACGGGGAGGGUAGUACGCAGGUGUUUCUGAACGCUCGCAGCACCGGAGCACCGGAGCCACGGGUAGAGGCACUGAGUGACGACGGCGGGGCAAGUUUUACCCUGCUAAACCAGCUAACGCUAGAGGAGAGGCCUCACGGCUGCCAGGGGAGUGUGUUGGGGUUCCCUGCCAGUGACAUACCAGCAGGAGGAGGGGGAUCCUCAGAGACGGCUCUGCUCUUCAGCCACCCGACCGCAACGACCAAAGGGAAGGACUGGGACAGGCUGGACCUCGGGGUCUACCUGAGGAAGUCUCUCCAGGACGACAACCCCUGGGGUAAACCCCACAUCAUCCACGAGGGGGCCAGUGGCUACUCAGACCUCACCUGCUGUGAGGAGGAGGGUCACUUUGGUUGUCUGAUGGAGUGUGGCCAUGGGGAACGUCUUCAGAUUGUCUUCAAAGAGAUCAAUCAUUCAGAUGUAGACAGAGGGGAAGCUGUGUGAAGCCAUUGCUCUGUGACUGACUACAGACCCACCACAGACACAUAGAGGAACAUGCUUUUAAAUAAUAGUAAAUAAAAUAUAAAAUAUAUAUGUAACUAAAUAAUAAUGGUAAAUAGUGGGUUCAAUUGUUUUCACCACUUAAAUGUAUUCAUACAUUCAACAUGUGACAUAUAUUUCUGAAUUCUGAAACUAUUUUAAUUCCAUAGUUACAGUCGUUUGAUAAUGUUGAAUGAAAAGUGAAAAUGAAAUGUGAUGUGUUGUAGAUUAAUUCUGCUGUUUGAUUAUUUCUGAGAGGCUGAUGUUCUUUUCUGUGACUUUACCGUGAUGGCAUAUCCCAACUCUCAUGCUUCCAUUUCAUUAGAUCAGCUGUAAACAUAAUAAAUAGUUUAUUUGAUUUUUUAUUUGAAUUUAUUUUUGUUUAAAAGUAAUAAAUACUGUAAGUGUUUAUAUCCAGAGACUCCUCCCAGGGCUCUUUGUGUUUAUGUAAUUUGGUCUACUUCUCGUAAUUUAACUGACCAGAAAUAUGAAGAACCGCAGUGAGUUGAUACGAAUAUAUCUGAGUAAGUAAUAAAAAUGAUAAAGCCUUUGGAA